UUUUGACAAGCGUUGAGAAGGAUGGCUUACCGGAAGUGAGUGACUGACGUUUCAUGGUUUUGAUUUCCCUUCAAUAUUUCGAAGAUGACAAGACCCAAACCAGAAGAUGAUGAAUACUGGAACAGCUCCAAAUUCAGUGCCUUCACGUUUGACGACGAAGACGAUGAAUUUACAAAGCUGAAAGAAUCAAAACGUGCAGUGAAUAGCAUACUUGUUGAUGAAGAUGAUGACGAUGAUGAUGAUGUGGAGAAGGUCAGCUGGAGUGGGGAGCCCAUUGGAAGUAUCACCUGGUCUGUCAAAGAGACAGCUUCCAGCAUCCGUUCAGGUGGAGAACAAAGCUUUCCAAAAAUCGACACCACCCCUUCGUUGCCUAAACAGGGUUCUGGUUACUCCUUAAGUUCCUUGUUCAAAGGAAGGAGCAAGCAAUUCCAGUCUUUUUCUGAAUCUUUUUCUGACACUUCUACCAGAGCAUAUGCGCCAGAACUGCGCAAGCCAAAGUCAGAGUGUAAGGACUAUAUGAGUGACUGGAGUCCUGAGGAGACAGUUCGGAGAAUGCGGAAAGGAAAGGCGUUUUCCCUGGAGAGGUUUCGUUCUCUGCAGGAAAAAUUGCUGCUCCUGGACGAGGCGGUCAGCGAAAAUGAUGGCAAUGUCAUUACUGCAGUCUUAAUAUAUUUAAAGAAAUCAUUAAGUAAAGAAAUCCUCUUCCGGGAGUUAAUGUUGAGAGAAAUAGCUUUGCGGCAUUAUGUUCACUAUCUGAAAGAGAUGGGAGAGCAGAAGCUUUUGGUGGAGCUGAUGAAGGCCCUCGGCAGAACAGAGGAUAUGGCGUUAAUGCAGUACAAGGAGCAUUUGAAUAUUAAGGAUGAAGGCCGAAGACGAGACUUCCUUAAAAACUGUCUAAGUCUCCCUUUCUCACAAGAUGAUGCUACUCAUGUGCAAGAUCACUACACACUUCUGGAGAGGCAAAUCAUCAUAGAGGCUAAUGACAAGAGGGGAGAAGCAGAGAUUUUUAAGAAGUUCCCAAGAAAGGCUUCCAUCUUAAACAUGCCAAUUAUCACCACUCUGUACUACUCCUGUUUCUACCACUACGGAGAGUCUGAUGGUACUUUCAGCAGUCCAGCUAACAUCAGGAAAACAUUCAGGAUUUCAGAAAAGCAGUACAUCCUCACAGCUCUUGGAGCAAGGGCAAAGUUGAAAUCCUGGUUUGAUGUGGAUAGUUUAUUCAACACCAAGAACUGGCUGGGUUACACCAAGAAGAGAUCCCCCAUCGGCUUUCACAGAGUGGUGGAUAUCCUGCAGAAAAACAACGCCCCUGUACAGGUGUUGCAAGAAUACAUGAACCUGAUUGAUGACCCAGAGCUGAGGCUCAGCCUGGCUCAGAAAUAUAAAUGUCAUGACAUAGUCAUUGAUACAUACAGAGACCUGAAAGACCGGCAGCAGCUGAUUGUGUACCGAGGGAAAGUUGAGCGUGGCUCAAAAGAAGACAAGAAGAUUGAGGAGCUCCUCGGUAACAUGCAAAUCAGAUGGAAGAAUUGACUCUUGUGUACCCUGCAAAUUUGAGGACGACAUUUCGAAAAACAGACGUUUUGAAAUGAGCCUACUCGGAGGCUUCAGCUGACACAUGGCCACACUCCCUAAAAGGACCUCAAAAGAAAGGCUUUCACUAUGUCAAUUUCACCAUCUGAAACCAGCCGUGGUAACUUUGCCAUGAUAGUGAAGCAUUGAAAAAAACGACACCUGGGUCAUGGAUAAAGAAACGUUUUAUACUUCCUUUAUUAUCUUUGUCCUUAUAAUAUUUCCAUCUUCGUCUUUUAAUUUAUAAGCUUGUUAUGACUGUAGAGCUGCCAAGUGUCCUUUUGCCAAUGACAGCUGAACACUAACAUGCAUUUUAAGGAAAAUUAAAAGUGCAAUACCAGGAGCUGCUCAGCACUGCACGGAUACCACUGUAUUUAGUCCCCACUUACAAUGCCAUGUGUCUCUGUUUUGAACAUUCCUGAUCAAAGGCUUUUUGUAUCAAAAAGGUGAAAAUAAAAUUAUUUAAUGAAAACUUA
Molecule: messenger RNA, 2048 nt
Organism: Colossoma macropomum (tambaqui)
Lineage: Eukaryota; Metazoa; Chordata; Actinopteri; Characiformes; Serrasalmidae
Gene: vipas39
Product: VPS33B interacting protein, apical-basolateral polarity regulator, spe-39 homolog
Exons: 19
Coding region: 85-1533 (482 amino acids)
Biological process (GO): vacuolar transport; intracellular protein transport
Cellular component (GO): cytoplasm
Source: RefSeq, a predicted model, not a curated record